Aspergillus saccharolyticus JOP 1030-1 is the source of this 1656-nucleotide messenger RNA. RefSeq lists its product as uncharacterized. Bases 218 to 1633 code for a protein of 471 amino acids. The record is from RefSeq and is a predicted model, not a curated record. The transcript has a single exon. Lineage: Eukaryota; Fungi; Ascomycota; Eurotiomycetes; Eurotiales; Aspergillaceae.
GAGGAAUCUGGCCAUGGCUACCGGUCGUGGCUUCUUCCUUAGUAUCACCAAAUACUCUCCGUAGGCCUGCGUCGCGACUUUCAAUAAUGCCACGCUCAUCAUGUCUUCCAGUUCCUCCUCUGUGCUUAAUCUCUUUAGAGCAUUACUCGCCGCAUCUUAGACAGCAGACUUCGCAUUAUAGGAUCCGAUUCACGCGGUCAGAUUCUUCUAUUCCUCCAUGCAUUGCCAACAGCGAUACUAUGCAUUCCUUCAUGCACUUCUAGGUGUGAUAUCUAAUACUACCCAUGAUUCUCCCCCGCUAGUUCCGCAUCAGUCUAUCGUGGCCAAUAGACCUUUGAGCGGAUGCAGGAACGCAAACGCAGGCAUAUCGAGUUACGUCACAGUAUCCGAGUCCAAUCAAGCAGAGGAACUGGGUUGUACGAUCUUAUUGGGCUACCCUGUGCAUUUCGCAACUGCCGUGCUUCGCAAAGAUGCGAAGGACAGUGUCCCGUUGAAUAACGGGGUUGAACCAGGCCUGAAACUCACGCUGUCAAUGACGAACAUCGAGAGAGGGGCUCUAGACUUGCAGAGAUGUGAAGCUUUUCUAGAAGAGCUGAUAUUCGGGGAACUCGAUAACCCCUUGUCAGCCUCAACACCACCAGAUCGCUCGCUGUCUUCCUUGCCCGUUGGUGAGCAUAGAAAACGAAGCAACUUCACGGACGAAGCCUCCGGACCAAGGCAAGCGCAAGAUGAGCUCCCGGCAUACACAGCUGCCAAAACACCCACAAAGAGCGAUCCAAAGUCCCUCGGAUACCAUGGGAUUCUGGAAUACCUGCUCGGGAAGGAGAAAGGAACAAAGAUCUCCCAAAGGGCCGUCGAUGAAUCGGAUGUUGUUGCUAUGAUUCGCAUUGGCGAUACAGAUCCGACCAUUUACCGAAAGUCUUCAAAAUCUAGCCCGGACUGUGCGGACUUGUGUGACAGUCAUGGUUGGAGAGAUACCUUUGAAAAAAAGGUCUUCCUGGAUUCGGUCAAAGGACAGUGCGUCAGACGUCGUUCGGAAACAGACAUUGAUCGUGUGGAGAGGCGCCAUCACUCGAGAAAGACACGUGAACUCGAUGUGUUCUACAAGAUCUGUGCAGUCUUUGGGGCAUCAGUCAUUGUGGCGACCCUCCUUUAUGUCUUGCGGGAGAUCUACCGACGGCUUCGCGUGCGAUACUCGCUGCUUCAAGGCAUGAGACAUCGCGAUAAAUCCACACGCGGCAUUGCCAUGAAGGCAGGCCAACUAGUUCCGAGUGAUGAUAUGAGAGACCCGGUACCCGAGGCUUCGCUGAAAAGACCAAGUCAAACAUUGGAUGUGGUUAGUGACGGCUUCACCACGCCGUCCAUGAUCAGUUCAGCCACCCAGCAGCGAUAUAGACGGCUCACCCCCGCGCAACGAAACACUCACAGGAACAUUCAAGAGGUCUUUACUCUCGAUUCGUCUCAAGUACGUAUAGGUGAUUGGAAGGCCGAGGAGAGGAUCCCUGUGCUCCCGCCAGCCCCGAACGCAAGCGUACGAAGGCACACCGGUAUCUGGCAGGCUCAGAAGAGACAACGGUGUGCCGAAAACAAGGAGCUAGAGGGUAUCGGGCACGACAAAUCAUCUCAAUCCUGAACCAGCGCCACUCUGCAUGCUCC